AUGUGGGCCACAAUUGUAGGGAGCACCCUGCGGAGGAUCCAGCAGGUCUUCGAGCGCUUUGACAAGGAUGGUGGCGGGUCCUUGGACAGGCAGGAGAUGCAGUUGGUCUUCAAGACCCUCUGCCCGAACUUCUCGUCCAAGGAGAUCUCCAAGUUUAUGCAGGAGUUGGACAGAGGUGGAGACGGCGCAGUCUCGCACGGCGAGUUCUUAGAGUGGAUCAAGGCCGGUAGUCCCGCCGCCGCGGAGGUGUACAAGGUGAUCCUGAAAGAGACUGGGGACGCGAUGUCUGCCCGAGUACGGGAAGUCUUUCAGAGGUUUGAUUCCGAUGGCGGGGGCUACUUGGACAAGGACGAGCUUUCGCGUGUCUUCCGCACGCUGAACUCGGACUUCACCUUCAAGGACAUCGAGGCCUUGUGCAGAGAUCUGGACCGAGGCGGAGACGGCAAGGUUUCACACAAGGAGUUCCUCCACUGGCUGAAAAAGGGAACCGAGCUGGCACAGGCGGUGUCGCGCGCCAUCCUGAGGGAAACCGGGGAAGCCAGGGAGGAGCGCAUCAAGAAGGCCUUCCAGGCCUACGAUGCCACUGGCGACGGCUCGCUGAACAUCGAGGAGCUCCGACAGACGCUGAAGGUCCUCGGCAGCUUCUCCGAGGACGAGGUGCGCAAGGUCUGCGUGGACCUGGACAAGAGCAAGGAUGGCGAGGUGUCCUUCCAGGAGUUCGCUUCCUGGAUCAAGUCCGGGACUGGCCCGCCGGCGGCCAUGAAGGCCAAGGCCAUUCUAGCGCCCAGCGACUCAGACGGCCUUGAGGCGGUCUACUACAACUUCUGCGGGGCAGGCCAUUCCGACAUGGAUGGGAAGAGCUUCAAGAAGCUCUGCCAGGACUGCGAGCUGAUGGACAAGCGCCUGGAUGCGACGCACGUCGACCUCAUCUUCGCCGACAAUCGGGUGAAGCCCCGCGGGCAGAAUCGCAUUGACUUCCUUCAGUUUGAGUCGGCCCUGGAGCUGCUGGCGGAGAAGAAGGGCGUGGCCAAGGCGGAGAUUCGGAAGGACAUGGUGCUGCAGGGCGGGCCGAAGGUGACGAAGAGCGUUUCGGCGCCCGUGAUCCCGACCAACCGACGGCCCAAGGAGAACCUCCGGAACAUCAGCCAGAAGCGGAUCGCAUCCAUCUUGAAGCGCCCCGCCAACGAACCCAAGGGCCAGGAGACCUGGCGCAAGGAAGUCAACAACCGGGAGCUCUGGAAGGUCUUCGGCCUGGACAACGCAGCCGGCCGGACGCUGAAGCGCAUCUACAGUGGCACCGAGGUGGGCCUGGUCUCCCCGGAGUCCCCCAGCACACGCUCCCUCCGCCGAACGCCCACCGCAGAGCUGCUGGUGGUGAAAGCCAAGUCCGACGGCCUGGUACUGGGCCCCAAGGCUCACAUGAAACAGCCUUGA
This is a messenger RNA of Symbiodinium natans, 1434 nucleotides long. The record is from the annotation of a GenBank genome assembly. Lineage: Eukaryota; Dinophyceae; Suessiales; Symbiodiniaceae.